Messenger RNA from Hydra vulgaris (swiftwater hydra), 1968 nucleotides. RefSeq names its product transcription initiation factor TFIID subunit 5. The record is from RefSeq and is a predicted model, not a curated record. NCBI's taxonomy places the organism in Eukaryota, Metazoa, Cnidaria, Hydrozoa, Anthoathecata, Hydridae. Gene Ontology annotation, molecular function: protein binding; RNA polymerase II general transcription initiation factor activity. Gene Ontology annotation, cellular component: transcription factor TFIID complex. Gene Ontology annotation, biological process: transcription initiation at RNA polymerase II promoter.
UAUAUUAUAGUUAUACAAAAUAUGUAUGCUAUAAUAUAGUUUUAAAUUGGCAAAAUGAAAUGGCCAGUUCACAAUGAAUAAAUUUAAAUCACAAAAUAAAGAACACCUAACGGAGGAAGUCAACAAACUAGUUUCUGCUUAUAAAGAUCAACGAUCAAUUUCAUGUAAACCUGAGUUAUUAGGAAGUUCUAAUAUAACAACUUCUAAUCUAAAUACACUAAACUUAAGUCCAUGGGAUUAUAGUUUAGAUUCAAACAUUACAAUUAAACCUGAAAAAGAUUUAACAUUUGAAAAUAAAUAUGUUGACGAAAACGAUGACAUAAAGUCAAAUUUAUUAACAGCUAAAGACUAUUUUGAUUGGUUCAAAAUGUAUAAUACACAGACAGGUGAAAGGAAUGCUGUUUUUUUUGCUUCUAUAAAGACAGAUUCUAUUUUCUAUGAAGAGAAUUAUUUAAGCUUGAAAUUUUUGCUUGCAGGAUGUAGUACUAGUUUUAAAAGAGAGUUAUCUACUCUAUUAUGUCCAAUCUUUGUUCAUUUUUACCUUGACUUAGUAGCGAAACCUGAUCUGCCUGCUGCACAAUCUUUCUUCACAAAAUUUAAUCAUGACCACGAAGAUCAACAAAAAGAGCUUAUUGAAAAUCUUAGUAAGUUAACUGAUAUCAAUCAGUUAAAAUUUUAUAAAAACAUUAAAUUACUUCGGGAAUUUAAAACAGUAGUAAAAUUGUCACCUAAUGUUUACUUAUAUUUACUGCAACAUUUAAGACACGGAAAUUAUACUCUUGUUUUGCAGACAUUAAAUUUUCGAUUUUCUUUAAAAACUUCUCAUCCCAUUUCAAUAAAUAAAUCAAUAAAUGACCUGGGAACUUAUGAUAAUGACUUUGAUGAAUUUAAUAUGUCUUGGUCAACAACUGUUACAGAACAACAAGCACUUGGUAGCCUUAAUCAAUCAAUUGCAGCACUCAACAGUUCUAGCAAAAUAUUUAAGCCAUCUAUUUGUUUAUACAGCUUGCAAAGUACUUAUAAAGGAAUAUGUUGUUCCUGCUUUUCGUCCCAAAAUACUUCACUGGCAGCUGGAUUUGACGAUUCUUCUGUUCAACUGUGGAGUUUGACUCCAAAAAUAUUUUUCGAUGAAAAAAAAUCUGAAUCUAUAACAUUACGUGGUCAUAGUGGAGUGGUUUAUCAGACGCAUUUUCUUCCAAACGACAGCCAUCUGCUGACAUCUUCUAAAGAUAAAUCAGUUAGGUUGUGGAGUUUGAAGGAGAAAAAAUGUUUGUCUGAAUACAGAGGUCACGAUUCAACUGUAUGGGAUGUUACUUCUUCAUCCCCAAAUGCAACAUACUUUGUGUCUGCUUCUUUUGACAGGACUUUACGACUUUGGAAUACAGAGUAUAUUUAUCCACUGCGAAUUUUUGCAGGUCAUACUGACAGUGUAGAUUGUGUAAAGUUUCACCCAAAUGGUAAUUACUUGGCAUCUGGUUCUACUGACAAAUCUUGUCGUCUGUGGGAUAUUCAAACAGGGCAGUUUGUUCGUGUUUUACUUGGCCAUAAAGCUCCAAUAUAUUCUCUAGUAUUUACAAGGGAUGGAAAAAACCUAAUAUCAGCUGGAGAUGAUUCGAAAAUUUUGGUUUGGGAUUUAUCAAACGGAAAGUUGAUUAAUGAAAUUCAAACUUCUUCGAAAGUUAUAUAUAGUUUAACUAUAUCGUCCGAUGGCACUAUGCUGGCAUCUGGAGGAUUUGACUCAGCUAUAGAGGUUUGGGAAGUUGAAUCCCUUUUAAAAGAAAAUGAUUGUCAUAAAAAAGUAACUUGCGAACCAAUUGGCAAAUAUCGCACUAAUAAAGAUAGAGUUAUAAAUUUAAAGUUUACUCAGGGGAAUUUGUUAAUGGCAACAGGUUUUUGUGAUGAGAGGUAGUGCUCUUUUUGUGAUAAGAGGUAGUAUCACUUUUGAGAAAAAGAUAUUAAUUUAUUAAA